Messenger RNA from Erigeron canadensis, 1431 nucleotides. RefSeq names its product isoleucine N-monooxygenase 1-like. NCBI's taxonomy places the organism in Eukaryota, Viridiplantae, Streptophyta, Magnoliopsida, Asterales, Asteraceae. Bases 16 to 1431 code for a protein of 471 amino acids. Gene Ontology annotation, molecular function: oxidoreductase activity, acting on paired donors, with incorporation or reduction of molecular oxygen; heme binding; monooxygenase activity. The record is from RefSeq and is a predicted model, not a curated record. The transcript is spliced from 2 exons.
GGCUGCAUAAUCCAAAUGCUUCGGAAUAGGCCAAUAUUCCGUUGGUUGCACAAGCUAAUGGACAAGUACGACACGCCCAUCCUUUGUGUUAGACUCGGACCAUCAACCCAUGUCAUCGUUGUCUCGUGUCCAAGCAUUGCAUGCGAGUUCUUGAAAAAACAAGACGAUAUAUUUGCUUCAAGGCCAGAAAUAUUGUCAGCUGGUUUAACUAGCGAAGGAUAUCGUUCGGUCAUAAUGGCUCCUUUAGGGAGCCAGUGGAGGAAGAUGCGAACGAUCCUUCACAAGAACAUCCUCUCAUUGCCAAUACACAAAUGGCUCCAACCAAAACGAGACGAAGAAGCCAAUUACUUGCUUUCCUACAUUUAUAAUCAAAUAGAGAAACAAAAUUCUCUAGGUGGAUUAAUUAACAUUCGAUUUGUAAGCCAACAUUUUUGUGGAAACUUGAUUAGAAAGAUGAUUUUUGGGUCAAGUUUAUUUGGGAAUGGAUUAGAAGAUGGAGGUCCAGGUGUGGAAGAAACCGAACAUAUGGAUGCUCUUUUCACCAUCCUCAAGUAUCUUUAUGGAUUUUGCAUCACUGAUUACUUUCCAUGGUUGAGAGGGAAGGUUGAUUUUGAUGGCCAUGAAAAGAUCUUGAGGACUUCCAUUGAAAAGGUUCGAAAGUAUCACAAUCCAUUGAUCGAUGAACGGAUUAGAUUAUGGAAAGAUGGGUCUAAAAAGAAAGAAGAUGAUCUUCUUGAUGUUCUCAUCAAACAUGAAAACCCUAAGCUUACACCAGAGGAGAUCAAAGCCCAAAUUAUCGAACUAAUGAUAGCCACAAUUGAUAAUCCAUCAAAUGCAGUUGAAUGGGCAAUGGCAGAGAUGAUCAAUGAACCUAGUCUUCUAGAAAGAGCGGUCAAGGAGCUGGACAACAUUGUAGGGUGUAACCGCUUAGUUGAAGAGUCAGACUUGCCACAACUAAAUUACCUAAAAGCAUGCCUCAAGGAGGCCUUUAGGAUGCAUCCUUUUGCACCCUUCAAUCCACCCCAUGUUUCAACGAAGAACGCUGUCGUUGCUGGUUACUUCAUACCAAAGGGUAGUCACGUGCUUCUUAGCCGAGUUGGAUUAGGAAGGAAUCCAAGUGUGUGGGCCAAUCCCUUGCGGUUUAACCCAGAUCGACAUCUAGGAGGGUCUGGAAAACAAGUGGUUCUUUCGGAUAAUGAGCUGAGGAUGAUUUCGUUUAGCACGGGGAAGCGUGGCUGUCCUGGAGUAAUGUUGGGUUCGACCAUUACUAUUAUGUUGUUAGCUAGAAUGAUCCAAGCGUUCUCAUGGGAGGUGCCUUGUAAUCAGUCUGCGAUUAAGCUUGUCGAAAAUCAUGAUAAUCUUCACUUGGCCAAGCCAUUGGUAGCCAUUGCUAAACCAAGACUCCCUCAAUAUCUCUACCCUAAAAUUUGA